Corylus avellana is the source of this 804-nucleotide messenger RNA. RefSeq lists its product as uncharacterized. Gene Ontology annotation, biological process: response to auxin. NCBI's taxonomy places the organism in Eukaryota, Viridiplantae, Streptophyta, Magnoliopsida, Fagales, Betulaceae. The record is from RefSeq and is a predicted model, not a curated record.
GGAAAUCUCAGCAUCUCUCUUUGCAGCAAGCAAGCAAGAAACUGUUGAUGAUGGAUUCAAAGAAGUCUAACAAGAUCAGAGAGAUUGUUAGGCUUCAGCAGAUCCUCAAGAAGUGGAAAAAGCUUGCGAAUGCUCCAAAGAACACCUCCAACGCCACCUCUCCCAGCACUGCAGCAGCCAGCGCCAACAUCAGCACAGCAGGCAGCAAAAGCAUCAAAUUCCUGAAGAGAACACUCUCAUUUCCAGACGUUUCCGCCGCUUCCAACGACGUCGUUCCGAAAGGAUUUCUCGCGGUUUGUGUCGGGAAGGAGCUCAAGAGAUUCAUCAUCCCCACAGAAUACUUGGGUCACCAAGCAUUUGGGAUUUUACUGCGAGAAGCUGAGGAAGAAUUUGGCUUCCAACAAGAGGGAGUGCUCAAGAUUCCUUGUGAAGUGCAUGUGUUUGAGAAAAUCUUGAAGGUAGUUGAAGAGAAAAGAGAGGUGUUCUAUUUGCAUGAGUUUGGUUCCAAUGCAGACAACAACGAGAAGAUUGGGUGCUACUCACCGGAUUGUGAGCUUACACCCUCUCAUCAUCCUCAAAUGUGUAGAUGACUCGUUGAAUAUUUUUCUUCUUCACCAAGUCUUUUGCUUUUUCUUUUUCUUUUUGUUUCCUUUUUGUUGUGAAUGCAAUGUAUGAGGGAGAGGGGGUGAGAUCUAGGAAGAUUUUAUAGAUAAUAAGGUUGAUUUCUUUUUAUGAAGGAAAAUAGUAUUAGUUGGAUAUCAAAUAUGAUCCAGGUUUUAUUGUAUCUGCCAUACUUUGGUGCAA